AUGUCUCCAAAGCAGGCAAUUUGCGAAUCAUUCGUGUUUGAUUUUAUGCCUGACACCCUUGGAUCUCUCAUCGAUAAUAAUGCACUCGAUUUUGUCGACAUAAAACUUUAUACUUGGCAAAUGUUCAAUGGGCUUCAGUAUCUUUGCCAACUUCAAAUCAUGCACAGAGAUAUAAAACCUGUAAAUAUUCUUGUCGAUCAUUUGCAAGGACUUUUGAAAAUAGGUGACUUUGGUUCUGCCAAAGUCGUCAGGCCAGGAAUGAGUUCAACCCCAUAUCAAGUAACACGCUUUUACCGACCUCCUGAGUUACUGCUUGGAUCGGAGAACUACAAUUGGACUGUUGAUAUAUGGUCGGCAGGAUGUGUGUUGGGUGAAAUGGUAAAAGGAAAUGUUUUGUUUCCUGGGCGGGAUACAAAACAUCAAUUAAAGUUAAUUCGACGUGCACUUGGCAGCCCAACAGAAGCGGAUAUGAGACCUCGAUCUCGGUUAGGUGGAAAAGAAGUACUUCGCGAUCCUUUCUUCGACUCAAUAUUUCGGUUUGCAAGCGAAAUUUGCGUGAAGUAAGU
Messenger RNA from Strongylus vulgaris, 566 nucleotides. NCBI's taxonomy places the organism in Eukaryota, Metazoa, Nematoda, Chromadorea, Rhabditida, Strongylidae. The record is from the annotation of a GenBank genome assembly.